GGUGUCGCGGUGCAUGAAUAUUGAUUACGCAGCGCCGCGCCGAGCGCCCGCCCCUCUCGACUGCCGACGCUCACUGCUCGCGUUCCGGCUCGCGAUGGGGAAGAAGUCCCGGGCGGUACCCGGCCGCAGGCCUAUCUUGCAGCUCUCUCCGCCAGGCCCUCGGAGCAGCACGCCGGGCCGGGAUCCGGAGCCGGAGCCCGACACUGAGGCGGAGUCGGCCGCCGCGGCCCCUAGCCAGCCGGCCCCGGCGGCGGCGCCUGCGGCGACCACGGCGACGGCGACCACGCCGACCCCCGCGGUCACUGCCGCCACGGCGGCCCCCGAGGACUCCCCGUCUGAAGGUAGAGAUGAACAGGAAGUGGUGGUGGAGGUUCCCAAGGUGGUUCAGAAUCCUCCAAAACCAGUCAUGACCACCAGACCCACAGCCGUUAAAGCAACAGGUGGUCUUUGUUUACUUGGUGCUUAUGCUGACAGUGAUGAUGAUGAGAGUGAUGUUUCUGAAAAACCAGCACCUUCCAAGGAAGCAAAUGGAAACCAGUCGACUGAUAUUGAUAGUACACUAGCUAACUUUCUAGCGGAGAUUGAUGCCAUAACAGCUCCUCAGCCUGCAGCUCCUGUAGGAGCUUCUGCUCCACCUCCAACUCCACCUCGACCAGAACCAAAAGAAGCAACAACGUCUGCCCUUUCUUCUGCUACUUCAAAUGGAACAGACUCAACCCAAACAUCAGGGUGGCAGUAUGAUACUCAGUGUUCGCUGGCAGGAGUCGGAAUUGAGAUGGGAGAUUGGCAAGAAGUCUGGGAUGAGAAUACAGGAUGCUAUUAUUAUUGGAACACACAAUCAAAUGAAGUAACUUGGGAGUUACCUCAAUAUCUUGCCACCCAGGUACAGGGAUUACAGCAUUACCAACCCAGUUCUGUAACAGGUGCUGAAGCUAAUUUUUCAGUGAAUACAGAGAUAUAUACUAAGGAGAAAACUGUUUCUGUUUCCAGUAGUAAAAGUGGACCAGUUGUAGCCAAGCGAGAAGUUAAAAAGGAAGUAAAUGAAGGAGUUCAGGCUCUGUCAAAUAGCGAGGAGGAGAAGAAAGGAGUGGCCGCAUCACUGCUUGCUCCUUUAUUGCCUGAAGGAAUAAAAGAGGAAGAAGAGAGAUGGAGAAGAAAAGUAAUUUGUAAAGAAGUAGAGCCGGUUUCUGAAGUGAAAGAAACAAGUACCACGGUAGAAGAAGGAGCAACAGUAGUAAAGCCACAGGAAAGUAUGUUGGACAAUGUAGAAGACCCUGCUCAGGAGGAUCUUUGCAGUGUUGUUCAAUCCGGAGAGAGUGAGGAGGAAGAGGAGCAAGAUACCCUUGAGCUGGAGCUGGUUUUGGAAAGGAAAAAGGCAGAAUUACGAGCCUUGGAGGAAGGAGAUGGUAGUGUAUCGGGGUCUAGUCCACGUUCUGAUAUCAGCCAACCAGCAUCUCAAGAUGGAAUGCGUAGACUUAUGUCUAAAAGAGGAAAAUGGAAGAUGUUUGUUCGAGCUACCAGUCCAGAAUCCACAAGCCGGAGUUCUAGUAAGACUGGACGAGAGACUCCUGAAAAUGGUGAAACUGCAGUUGGUGUUGAAAAUUCAGAAAAAGUAGAUGAGAAUUCAGACAAAGAGAUGGAAACGGAAGAAUCUUCAGAGAAGAUAAAAGUACAAGCAGCACCUAAAGCAGAAGAAGAACAAGAUUUGAAAUUUCAGAUUGGAGAACUGGCAAAUACCCUGAUGAGUAAAUUUGAGUUUUUAGGCAUUAAUAGACAGUCCAUCUCCAACUUUCAUGUGCUACUUUUACAGACUGAGACUCGAAUUGCAGACUGGCGGGAAGGGGCUCUUAAUGGAAACUACCUUAAACGAAAACUCCAGGAUGCAGCAGAACAACUAAAACAGUAUGAAAUAAACGCCACACCUAAAGGCUGGUCCUGCCACUGGGACAGGGAUCAUAGACGAUAUUUCUAUGUAAACGAACAGUCGGGCGAGUCUCAGUGGGAAUUCCCAGAUGGUGAGGAGGAGGAAGAAGAAAGCCAAGCACAAGAAAAUAGAGAUGAGACCGUUCCUAAAUCGACCUUGAAAGAAAAAACUGCUGCUGAUUCAAAUUCUACAGAAACCUCUGAGAAUUCUACAGGUUCUCUUUGUAAAGAAUCCUUUUCUGGUCAAGUUUCUUCUUCAUCACUCAUGCCACUGACUCCAUUCUGGACCCUCCUUCAGUCAAAUGUGCCUGUGCUUCAGCCACCAUUACCUUUGGAAAUGCCACCGCCUCCACCUCCACCCCCAGAAUCCCCUCCUCCCCCACCGCCCCCACCUCCUCCUGUAGAAGAUGGUGAGAUCCAAGAGGUAGAGAUGGAGGAUGAGGGAAGUGAAGAACCUCCUGCCCCAGGAACAGAGGAGGAUACUCCCUUGAAACCUUCAUCACAAACCACAGUUGCAACUACCCAGAGUUCGGCUGAUUCUACCAUCUCUAGUUCUCCUUCCAUUAAAGCGAUAAAGAGAAAAGCUACAGAAAUGAGUACUGCAGUGGUUCAGAGAUCAGCUACCAUUGGCAGUUCUCCAGUCCUCUAUAGCCAGUCAGCUAUAGCUACAGGUCACCAGGCCACAGGGAUUGGACACCAGGCAAUAUCAGUUAGCCAUCCAGCAACAGGAAUGGGUCAUCAGACCAGAGGAAUGAGCCUGCAGUCAAAUUACCUUGGACUAGCAGCAGCACCCGCAAUUAUGAGUUAUGCGGAAUGUUCUGUUCCAAUUGGAGUUACUGCUCCCUCAUUACAGCCAGUUCAGGCACGAGGUGCUGUGCCUGCCACUGCUAUUAUAGAACCGCCGCCGCCGCCGCCUCCUCCUCCUACACCACCACCACCACCACCAGCUCCCAAAAUGCCACCACCUGAAAAGACGAAAAAGGGAAAGAAAGAUAAGGCAAAAAAAAGUAAAACCAAAAUGCCAUCAUUGGUAAAGAAGUGGCAGAGUAUCCAGCGUGAGCUAGAUGAAGAGGAGAACUCCAGUUCCAGUGAAGAAGAUCGGGAAUCCACUGCACAGAAGAGAAUUGAAGAGUGGAAACAGCAGCAGCUGGUCAGUGGCAUGGCAGAAAGAAAUGCUAAUUUUGAAGCCCUUCCUGAGGAUUGGCGAGCAAGACUAAAGAGAAGGAAAAUGGCUCCAAAUACAUAGUUAAAAAAUUUUUUUUUAAUUUAUGUGUAUGUGUAUUCAGUUCAGAGUCUUAAAGCCAUUGUCAAAUAAACUAUACAUGUUAUGGUGGAGAACAUAUCAAUUUCCUGGGCAAGAGCAUAUACGUAUAAAUUUUUCACAUUUGUGAAAUGUGAUUUUUCUGUUUUCCUGAUGGGAGAGAUUAUUGGAAUUGUUUUGAGCUGACUGCCUUUAUUCUGGAGAACUUCGUGUCAGGUGUAUUAAUCAUCACUCUGAAGACCAUGUGGCGCCUAUGAGUAUGGCACGUUUAGCUGAGGACUCAUUGACAAAAAGUAAAGGAUUAUCCUGCCUAAUGGAGCUCAUUUACUUCUACUCCAAAACAAGUGCAAUUAAGAAGGCAGCUCUUUACUCUGUCUUGCUUGAAUGGGAUUGGCAGGAUCUCUUUUUUGACCUCUUCCUCUGGUCUGCCACUCCUGAAGUGCUGGUCUUUGUGGCUUACCUUGUCCUGAGAGCCUUGCUGUAGUUCUCACAAAUCAUAGAUCUGGCAGCUUGGUCAUCUCACACACUAGGUAGCUUAUUUCAGUGUUACACAGGCAGCAAUAGCAGCAGGUGUUUAUCCUUGAUUUUGAGAAUUUGUCCCUCAACUAUGUGGUAGUAAAAGUGCUAAGAGCCACUCUGUGUAUUAAUGUAUCUCCAGUGUCUUACGCUGUUCCAAGACUCACUCUCCUGUGUGUGAAUGUGUUCUCCAUGAAAUUCCAAUAUUUAAAAAGCAGUUUAUGUUCUGUACUUCUGUUGUAUCGCAAUCAGGUAAAAGUCACUUUAAACUGAAGAAAAGGCAAAUUGUGUUUUAAGGCUGUUUAUAUUUCUCCAGUUUGUGACCAUGUAAAUUUGUAUAUAUGCACUAAUAAAGUUUUUUUAUACUUCC
Oryctolagus cuniculus (rabbit) is the source of this 4070-nucleotide messenger RNA. RefSeq names its product formin binding protein 4 (gene FNBP4). Lineage: Eukaryota; Metazoa; Chordata; Mammalia; Lagomorpha; Leporidae. Gene Ontology annotation, molecular function: protein binding. The record is from RefSeq and is a predicted model, not a curated record.